Penicillium odoratum is the source of this 1425-nucleotide messenger RNA. Its product is annotated as NADH-quinone oxidoreductase subunit D. Gene Ontology annotation, molecular function: quinone binding; NAD binding; NADH dehydrogenase (ubiquinone) activity. Lineage: Eukaryota; Fungi; Ascomycota; Eurotiomycetes; Eurotiales; Aspergillaceae. Bases 1 to 1425 code for a protein of 474 amino acids. The record is from RefSeq and is a predicted model, not a curated record. The transcript is spliced from 3 exons. Gene Ontology annotation, biological process: mitochondrial electron transport, NADH to ubiquinone.
AUGGCCGCCUCUUUCGCUCGCCUGGCGGGCAAUGCGCCCAAAAGACUCUGUCUCCGCCCCUCCACUUCCUUUAACACAUCUGUGCCUCGAUCCCGCUCGAUAACCACUACCGUCUCUCGCCAAUAUGCCGAAGCUUCCAGCUACCAGGCCACACGGCUGAUUCCGACUGACCCGACCUUCACUUCCCUGGCCAACAAGGGGCUUGCCGAGAACCCCGACGCUGCUGGUCUUGAGUCCGAUGCGGAGGGUAUCAACCGCAAGAUCCGUCACUACACAGUCAACUUCGGUCCCCAGCACCCCGCUGCUCACGGUGUGUUGCGAUUGAUUCUGGAACUCAAUGGCGAGGAGAUUGUCCGCGCCGAUCCCCACGUCGGUCUGCUGCACCGUGGUACCGAGAAAUUGAUCGAGUACAAGACUUACAUGCAGGCCCUGCCUUACUUCGACCGAUUGGAUUACGUCUCCAUGAUGACCAACGAGCAGUGCUUUGCUCUCGCUGUCGAGAAGCUGUUGAACGUUGAGAUUCCGGACCGUGCCAAGUGGAUUCGCACUCUGUUCGGCGAGAUGACUCGUAUCCUGAACCACCUCAUGUCCGUCCUUUCCCACGCCAUGGACGUUGGUGCUUUGACACCUUUCCUGUGGGGUUUCGAGGAGCGUGAGAAGCUCAUGGAAUUCUACGAGCGUGUUUCCGGUGCCCGUCUUCACGCCGCCUAUGUCCGCCCCGGUGGUGUGUCGCAGGAUCUGCCUCUCGGCCUUCUUGAUGACAUUUACCAGUGGGCUACCCAGUUCGGUGACCGUAUCGACGAGACUGAGGAGCUGCUUACCGACAACCGUAUCUGGAAGGCUCGUACUCAGGGUGUCGGUGUUGUUAACGCUGCCGAUGCGCUGAACAUGAGUUUCACUGGUGUGAUGCUUCGUGGUUCCGGUGUCCCAUGGGACAUCCGUAAGUCGCAGCCCUAUGACGCCUAUGACCAGGUCGAGUUCGACGUCCCUGUCGGUGUCAACGGUGACUGCUACGACCGUUACUUGUGCCGUAUGGAGGAGUUCCGCCAGUCUCUCCGCAUCAUUCACCAGUGCCUUAACAAGAUGCCCGCUGGUCCUGUCCGGGUUGAGGACUACAAGAUUUCUCCCCCUCCCCGUGCCGCCAUGAAGGAGAACAUGGAGGCUCUGAUCCACCACUUCCUCCUCUUCACCAAGGGUUACUCUGUGCCCCCGGGCGAGACUUACUCGGCCAUUGAGGCCCCCAAGGGUGAGAUGGGUGUUUACCUGGUUAGUGACGGCAGUGAGCGCCCUUACCGCUGCAAGAUUCGUGCCCCCGGUUUUGCGCACUUGGGUGGCUUUGACCAGGUUUCCCGCGGUCACCUGUUGGCCGAUGCUGUCGCUAUUAUCGGUACCAUGGAUCUCGUGUUCGGUGAGGUUGAUCGGUAA